Messenger RNA from Striga hermonthica, 894 nucleotides. The record is from the annotation of a GenBank genome assembly. Lineage: Eukaryota; Viridiplantae; Streptophyta; Magnoliopsida; Lamiales; Orobanchaceae.
AUGGAGAUAAUCCAAGCAAGCUGCACCUCCAACUUCCGACCAUAUAUUCAUCCACCUGCCCGCCGUCAAUCAUCCCGGUAUCACACCGGGAUUCACGUUUUAUCGUGGCCAUCCCCAUGCUCAAUUUCACCUGUGCAGUCAAAAAUCCCAACCUACAGUAAGCCCAUUUCUACUACUCGGGCAAUCCUCGAUAGCAGCACUUCUGACUCUGUGGCCACUAAAACUGUGGAACAUAAUCCAUCUUUAGCAAUCAAAAAAAAGGCUUUCGAGGUAUCCACUGAUUUAAAGGGAACUUCAAUAUUUUUAGUUGGGAUAAACAACUCUUAUAAAUCGAAUUUGGGGAGGAUGCUUGCAGACGAAUUUCGAUACUAUUACUUCGACAGUGAUAGCCUGGUGGAGGAAGCUGCUGGAGGAAAAGAAGCUGCCAUAUCGCUCUUGGAGGAGGAUGAAGAAGGAUAUCUUGCAUCAGAGACCGAAGUACUAAAGCAGUUGUCAUCAAUGGGUCGGCUGAUUGUUUGCGCUGGAAAUGGAGCUGUUAAUGAUGCUACUAAUCUGGCACUUUUAAGACAUGGGAUUUCAAUUUGGAUUGAUGUGCCAUUAGACUUGGUGGCCAGAGAUGUAUUGGAAGAUAGGGUUCAGCUCUCUGCUUAUGAUAUGCACGUGUGCGGAUCUUCUUCGGAGGUACCUGCUCAAUUGGCUACACUGUAUAGUAGUGCACGAAGUGGAUAUUCUACAGCUGAUGCUACUAUUUCCUUUCUGAAGGUCGCUUCCCAACUGGGUUAUGAUGAGCUGGAUGCAGUGACUACAGAGGAUUUGUGUAUUGAGGUUCUUAAGGAGAUAGAAAAGCUGGUAAGAGUGAAGAAGAUGAUGGAGGACGCAGCCAGACCAUUUUAA